UUAAACUUCAUUCCAACUCCUUCAAACAUUUUAAUUUUUGUAUUCUAUAAUCUGAAUUUACCUCCAGAAUUCUACAACUUUUCUCUUGGAAGAUGAUCUAACUUUAGGUUAGUCAUAGCGACUGUGCAUAAUUGCUCAGGAUUUAGUGUGACUGUGACACUACAAAAUUGUAGUAGAACGUGAUUAGGCUUUCUCGGAUUCAACUUGGUGAAAUAUUGUAUUCAUUGUACUGUUUUCGUCUUGUCAUGAAGCUUAACGACUCAAGCUAAUUGAAAUACAUUAGAUUGGGUAAUUAAGAAGAUGGAGGAAUCAUUGGUGCAAAUCGGAGGAAGAAUGUUGUUGUGAUUAAUUUUAAAGUGACGAUCCUUGUAUAGAAAACUGAUUUAUUUUGAUACUGGAAACCGUUUCAUACAGCGCUCCAUCUCAUUCAUGGGCUGUAUUGAAGUUUCUACGGUAUUAAAUGGGAUUUCGGUGAGGCAAAAUCCAGUGCGUCCCUGUGUUGCUCGUCGAGCCAGUCGAUACAUAAGUUCAGUUCGUUGUAGGUCACUGUCAUCACUUUUAUUAUUCAUAGGUCUUCUGAUAGUAAUGGUCACAACCCUUUUUCUAGGAUAUUUUUAUCAUGCAUCAGGUGAGGAGGGAAGCACUAUGGAGGAAGAGAAUGAAGUCGAAGGUCAUACCUUUUGCACUUCGGAAGUUCAAACAACAAUACCACUUCUAAGGGAAGUAUAUGAUGAUACCAUGACCAAAGUGUUAUAUGUUGGCCCUGAUACUUGUUCGAUGAUUUCCAAAUUACUCAUAGUCGACGAAGAUGAUUAUGAAGCUUGGGGUGUGGAACCAUAUGACUUUGAUUCUAGUUACUUCCAUUGCUGGGAUCUCAUCCAUAAAGGCAUCAUCCGUGUUGCCGAUGUUAAGUUUGAUCUGCCUUAUGAGAAAAAUUCAUUUUCUCAUGUUAUAAUUUCAGAUACUUUGGAAUACUUCUCUUCACGAUACCUUAACAGCACAAUUUUUGAGUUGAUGAGGGUGUCUAGAGAGGGUGUUAUCAUAUUUGCUGGUCAUCCGGAUUAUCCAGUUUCAGAAUUUACCAGAUACAAAUUUGACCAUGAGGCCAAACUCCGAAGUCCUUCGUGGUGGAAAAGGUAUUUAAGUCAAAAGAAUUUGGAAGAGAAUGAAGCUGCUAGAAAGAGGUUUAAAAAAAUUUUAAGGGAAAUUUCAUAUAAACCAGCAUGCCAAGUCUUUUUUCUCAAGUCAGGAUGAUGCCAUUAUCAAAUUUUAGAAAUAUUUUUUGGUUUUAUUUCUUUAGCAAGUAGAAACCAUUCUUCAGGGUAAUUUAUUAGAGUAGCUCAUUCAUUUUAGAAUAGGAAAAUUAUCGCAAGUUCAUUUUAGUUUUAGGCUGAAGAAUAAUUUAGCCAUUUUGUUUGAUGAAAAGUUACCCUUUGAAAAAGUUGGCAUGGAUUUGCUCCAUGGUUUCUA
Messenger RNA from Cucumis sativus (cucumber), 1470 nucleotides. Its product is annotated as probable pectin methylesterase CGR3. The transcript has 6 exons. The record is from RefSeq and is a predicted model, not a curated record. Gene Ontology annotation, biological process: pectin metabolic process. Gene Ontology annotation, molecular function: methyltransferase activity. Bases 430 to 1254 code for a protein of 274 amino acids. NCBI's taxonomy places the organism in Eukaryota, Viridiplantae, Streptophyta, Magnoliopsida, Cucurbitales, Cucurbitaceae.